Messenger RNA from Nezara viridula (southern green stink bug), 345 nucleotides. The record is from the annotation of a GenBank genome assembly. Lineage: Eukaryota; Metazoa; Arthropoda; Insecta; Hemiptera; Pentatomidae.
AUGCUUGAGUCAUCUUGCGCGGAAGGCGAAGAUGUUUUGGACCAGGACGGCAUUGCCAAGGAAAACAACCGGUCGAGUACUCCGCACUCAGCUGUCCUUGUAGAAGAUGUCGGGAGAUAUCGUCCGUUUGGCCCUAAUAUCCUGGUAUGGAGAUAUUCUGUUGGACUCGUGUUGGUUCGCCUUGGCUGGUGUACUCCGGACCCAGCGGUACCCGGACGAUCCGACCUUGGCAACGCCCUUUACUCCCCCCCCCCCGCAGAGCGGGCCGCAGCGCCCUCGCCCGGAUUCCACCGCCAACACCUGGUCCUCUUCAAGAAUGUGACCUUUUUUCACUCCCUCCUCUAA